AUGGCACGGAGAGACACAAUCGGAGCGCUCCUAUGGCUCUUUCCACGGCUAAUGCUGGCUUCAAAUUCUUCCGUUCAAGUGCGGAUGCAGACACCCUGGACCUGUGCUACAAGCACGUGUUCCUGUGCGGAUUUGGAGAUGCUCGACAUGGGCACUGGUGCUGUGAUACCAACUGACAUGCAAAUCCACGCUGUGAAGUACUGGCCUGAGCCAGUCGGCUACCAAGGUGUGUUCACGAACCCAGACCGCGAUCCCUAUACCAACAUCUACCAAGAGAUUCAUGCGAGGGAUCUGCCAGUGAUCCGAAACGAGCUCGGUGCGAAUGCGCUCCUCUUGGCUCCAUGGAGCUUCGGACAUCGAAGCCACACGCAAUUCCUGGAGCAAGCGACCGCAAACAACCUGAAAGUCAUCCCUUCCUUCGACCUGUCCUGGUAUUGGGAAGAUGGCACUUGGGGUCUGCCGGGCACCAGAGCGGCCCUGCGCAAAGAUUUCCAUGACUUCUUGCAGUAUUCCGCUUUGAUCCAGGAGGAUGCGCAGCUGAGCACUCCGGAGAGCAUUCUUCUCUGGAACUUGGAGGGUCUUCCCUCCGUCGAGGCGAUAUUGCCUCGCAGCUGUGUGGCGGGAGCAUUGACGGACGUGGCCAACUUCCGGAACUGCAUCGCCUCCUCGGGGGACCUCGUGGAUGCGCUCAAUACCGUCCAAACCAUUCAAGAUAUGCUGCAGGUGGUGCGAGAAGCACAGAGAGAGUUCCACUGCGAAGAGGGGGCUCAGAAGGCAGAAUGUGCUGCAAGAGACGAUGUUCCGGUAUUCAAAUUUGAUCGACCCUUAGCAUUGACAAUCGACCUGGGGGACGUGUACCUGUCCGUGGCGGAGAACAGUGAGUACCUAAACGCUUUCGUCUUCUGGAUGGAGCGGGUGGUCGGCUGCCAUCCAGUUGCUGUGGGCCAGGUGCAGGUGCCCAAGAGCUUUGCUGAGGCGUCAUCGCAAUGUACCUUCAAUGGAUACGGUUUGUUUGACAUGUGGAUUCUGAAAGCCCGUGCAGUUGCAGAUGAUGUGGAGGCCUCGGCCAUUCGUCGACUCAGGGAGCACUUCAGCCAGCCGAAGCAGCAGCUCUCCUCGGGAGCUGCGUCCGUGUCCGAUCUCGCCGGAGCCAUGAAGCCCAUGAUCUUGGAGUUUGGAUUCCCUGCCUACACCCGUGGCGCCAUACAGCCGGAGAAGCAACACAGGGCGCUGCGCGAAGUGUGGUCUGGGAAUGGGGGGCUCAAGAAUGCCUGGAGCGAUGGCUACUGUGUGCGAGGCGCUGCCGUCGACGAGUGGCAGGACGUCUGGAGUGCGGAUGAGCGCUACGAUUCCUGCCAGGAGCUGAAGUCCAAAUUUGGGCAUUCGACAUGUGGACCGCUGACUGACGCGGGCCAGCUAGCAGUUGCUUACCAGGGCUUGGUCGGGCAAUUCCACACAUUCGGCCGGCACUGCAUCCAGAAGCGCUACGAAGAAGUUAAUGUGAGCUCUCGCUUUCAGUUCGUUGACGAUCUGCAGAACCUUCAGAGCAACUACAUUCCACCAUCAGUGUGCGCUGGCGUAGUGUUGAGGCGAGGUGUGACACUUAUCGCCUUCUUUGCAGCGAGCGGGCUGUUCGUCCUGUUGGGACUGGGCACUCUGUGCUCACUAUGCAGGCGGCGGGCACUCUGUGCAAGAAGUUCUCAAGACGGAGAAGACGGAGCAGGCGAGCAAAACUGCUUCAACUUGGAGCAGCUGAUGCAAGCGACGGCGACCAGGAAGGUCUUGGAGGACCUGUCGGCCGUCCCGUUCGGAAGAUUACUUGCAGUGAAAGUCUCCGAAGCCCUGGAAGAGGGCCGCGAGGUGCCCGUGCAGUACAGCCAUUUGCGUGGAUAUUGCGGCUGGGGCUUUGCCAAGGUGAAUGGAUCGUUUUCCUAUCACCGGCUCCAGUACAACGGUCGCGGCCGUGGCACUGCUGUGCAAAGGUGGGACACGGCAGAGUCCUUCAUCCGAUUUCUGCAGGAGCAGUCGGACCGGUCCUUGGCUGUUUAUGGCUUCACGGAUGCAGAGCUGCGGCGCACGGAGCUGAUCGGUAACCGCACGGUGAGACGUCGGGACUUGCUGGAACUUCUGGAUGCCAACGGCUGCUUCAAUGAGGGCGACGCUGUGACCGGACGAGCUUCUUCCCGGUUUCGAGUCCUUGGCAUCCAAGCGGACCUAGCAGUGGACCUCUCCUACCGCGCGAAUCCCCUGUUCCUGUCUGGUGUUGCAGAGGAGAUCUGGUCAACACCUGGAGAUGAGAACGACAUGAAAGGGUGGCUGGCGAGGACCGGGACAAACAUGCGGCUCUUCCUUCAGAUGCUCGUGAACACACACCUCACCGCGCAGGCAGAUCGCUUGAGGCGGCAGAUCGAGCACGAGGCGACGGCGGUGGCUGCGGAGGAGCAGCGGAGGCAGAGGAAAGAGCUCUGCGACGACGUCGCCAUCAACAGGAGAGCUUGCUACAACAUCUGGCGGCGAGUGCUGGAGGGUUACCACGCGUGGCAAGGGGUAGUAGGCAAGGCAAGAGAUUUGAACUACGACGAGGACAAGGUCCACAAGUACUUCGUGGAGGCCCUGACGUCUCGGCUCAUCGGAUCGAUUGCGGAGCACCUUAUCCACUCCCCGGAAUGGCUCGCUGGUGUGCAUGAGAAGGUCUUCGAAAGCAUGGCUUUCAGUGACAAUUCUGGAUCACCUUCCUUCUCUUGCCACGUGGACUACGCUGAUCUCUGUGAGCCGCUCGAGUUCUUCUGUCGAAACUCCAACAUUUUUGCGCCGAAGCAGGGGAUCAACUUCGACGACAUCAACGACUGCGGGCUUCUUCCUACAAGCGGUGCAGACACGAAGAAGGUCCAGAAGACCUGGAGUGAGCCCGUGGGUUUGUGGGUGGCCUUCCACCUCAUCGUCAACUACAAAUGGGUUUUGACCAUGUCCGUCUGGCUGUUGUGGUCGGCUUUCUUGCUCUAUGACAGUGAAGUCUUCGAAGACUGGGUUGGGAACAGCUCCCGACAGCCAACUUUGAGACGCUUCUCCUUCUACAGCCUUGCUUUCAUCGACUCGCUUUGGCUCUGCUUUUUGAUGCUCUGCGAAGUCUUUGUGAGCGAUUCCCCAAGCCCUUCUACAAUUGGCCGCAAAACUCGCAACUGCUGUGUGAAAUGCUUGCGGGUGUGCAGAGUGGUGCCAACUCUUGCGUUGGCAGGGGCCUGGACGUUCAUUGCGUGGCCGGAUGUGCUGACUGAAGUCGCAGGGUGGUUGGGUCUUGAUCCGUCCAUCCUUGAUGUGCUUCCAGCCGACUUUGCCAAGACAUUCUGGUACUUGCCCGUCUUCUACAUUCUUUGCCGCUUCGUCUACGGCAUGACACCACGUCUCAGACUCACUAGUGCAUACCAGAUCUUGCAGCUGGCAUAUUUUCGAAGGAUAGCGCUUUUCUGGUUGGCCUUUGGGACAUUCUGCUUCCUCUGCAACUAUUCGAUGCUGGUGGGUCUCGUGCGGCCUCUGACUCCACAUCAGCUUUGUAGUAUGCAUGACGACGAUGAAGAGUUUUGCAGCACUUACAGCAUCGAUGUUUUCACCGUCACCUUGCUUGUGAAGGACGUGCGAUGCAUCGCCUGCAAUGCCACGGUGGUUGCAAGCUGGCUUCUAGUGGCAUUGAGCAGCAUGCUAAUGAUGUAUUUCAUAUUCAACCUUUUUGUCGCCAUAGUGGGAAGCUCCGUCGGUGCUGCGCGCGGCUUCGUUGAGACGAGCAUUCCUUCCUUGGAGUUUCGCGUCGAGACCGUCACCACUGAGUUCACGUCGAUGCGCAAGGCCGAGGCAAGCUGGAUGACCCAUGGCUCCAUCCUGAACGCAGUCUUUGGCAAAGAAUGGCAGAAGGUCUGGGAGAUGAUGGUGGACGGCCUCUACGAUGAAUGCUUGAUCGACAUGAAGAUGCGCAGCAGCCUGCUUGCUGCUGCCAAGACGGGUGGCUCUGUAAAGUUGUCGGGGAAGAACAUGCAGAUCUUGGACCGCGCCAGAGCCAGGCUAGGCUAUUUGUUCACGAGCUUGAGGUCCAUCUUAGGUGAUGCCAACAUCAACUUCAAGCCGUACACCUCUGCUGAUGGAGUCACAGACGCUUUGGGCCUCACCCACCGCGGUCGCAUACCUUCUCUGACACAGAUCGUUCCUGUGUACAGCGAGGAGGGUAUCAUGGACACGAAGGAGCUGGUAGGAGAUCCAAAAGCAGGAGCCGUCUCGACGAUGCUGGAGUUCUUGAUCUCGCAGUUACCACGCGAGUGGGAGAUCUUUGCCCAAAGUGAGGGCCUGCAUCCGACUGAACUUUACGAACGAUUCUGCGAAGCAAACAAAGGCUCGGGCGGGAAAGGCUCGGGCCCGGCAGCGAUGGCAUCCAAAGCCCAGCAAGACCGCAUCCGGGAAUGGGCUUCUCAUCGCGCACAAAGUGUGAUUCGAACGGUCAACGGGGCAGUGCACUACCAUCGAGCAUUGAAGGUCUUAUUGGAGCGAGAUGGAAUGGAGAAAAAGGUGGAAUUUGAGGACCUCCGUUCCCAUGCCCAGCUCAUUAUGGCGCACCAGACCUAUGGCAAGCUGAGCCUUGGCAAAGCACAGCAGGUGAAGAUACAACAUGGUGUCAUCACGACGCCGGCUCCACAUGGCCUGCGUCCAAAUGACCGCGUUCGUUUGACGCUCGACUCACUGAAUGCAGAAGAUGCGGUGGCCCGGCGGGCAGUGGAAAAGAUCUGGAAGAAUCGUGCCAUGAACAAGCUUAAGCACCGUGCGAAGACGCGCCAGGAGGUGGAAGCGAUCCUUAGCGAUGGGGCCCAAGUUCAGUCUUUGGUCGAUGAAGUUAUGGUGGAUGGCAGCUUGUCGGAAGCGGUUUUGGACGAUGGCAAAGUGGAGGCUGCGAUGAGCGAUGGGGCUUCUGAGGAAGCCAUCGUCAGCACCAGCUCUUCGGCCUUCGCGCGCCAUCCUGCACUCCUUGGGAGGCUGUGGGGGCAAGCGCAGAUCAAAGGACUGCAGAACUUCAGGGGUGGGGGCUUCUAUACGAUCAAAGAAAUUGUCGACGACCACACUGCAGUCCUUUCGGACGUAUCUGUGAAUUGCGGAACUGCUCGCCUGGAGAAAGCCGAGCUCACAAAGCGAGAGCACGACGUGCACUACAUGCUCCAAAAGCACCAGGGCUUCCCCUUCUUUGUCUGCAUUGACUUUCAAAGAGGGAAAAGCCACCCGCAACUAGAGGAGAUGAUCGAUGCUCACGUCUCCAAGCAGGCGGUCUCCGGUGAAAACCUUGAGGAGUGGGCAUCCGUCCGGUUCCGGCACGCCAGUGUGCUGAUCAAGCACGGCGGCACCGGAGACGGAUUAAACUGGCCCAUUGAGAUCGUCCAUGUCCUUCCGCGUGCGCGGGGCCUUCUUAUCGGCACUGUCGGGAAUCUCACGCAGGGCAAGGCCGGGAACCAGUUGGGGGCCUUGCGCUUUGCGGAAGGCCACUUUGUCCAGAUGAUGGAUGCAAACAUGGGCUGCUAUGCCGGCGAAACCUUCAAAGUACCAGUUGUGCUGCAAGGCUUUCAUCGCUCGUCCAUUGCCGAGGGCGAUUAUGACCACCGCCUGAAGUUGCAAGCCCGGAUCAUCGGGUUCCGUGAGCACAUCUUCACACGGGAGCACGGACUGGUCGGCCAGAUCAUGGCGGACGCCGAAUGGACCUUUGGGACCUUGGUGCAGCGCCUGCUAGAGUUUUUGACCGUCCGGAUGCACUACGGCCAUCCGGAUUUCAUGGACGGUUUCUGGGCAGCCAAUCGAGGUUCCGUGUCCAAGGCUUCCCCGCACAUCAACCUCUCGGAGGACAUUUUCGCUGGAUUGAAUGUGAAAAUACGGCAUGAGCAAUCAUUGCACACGGACUACCUGGAAUGGGAGAAAGGCCGCGAAGUUCAAUUCUUGGCAGGCUCCGGCUUCUUCUGGAAGAUCGCGAGCGGCAGUGUGGGCUUGCUCCGCACCCGGGAUCUCCGAACGCUCUGCCAAAAUGCCUCGAUCAUGGAGACCUUCGCGCUCUACUUCGCCACGGUGGCCUGGUAUAUCCACAACGUCGUUGUGGACAUCAGCACGGAAGUCUUUGUCUUCAUCUUCAUUUACUUGACUUUGGCUUCGAAGUCCAUCGUGGAUCUGGGUGAUCUCGGGUCCAUGCUCGCGGCGGAGUGGUUCCUAACUCCGGCAUUCAGUGCCAUGCUUCCGGCCAUCAUCGGCCUGGGAAUUGAGUAUGGGCCACUGUGGAUGAUCAAAAACUAUAUCUUCACAGCUCCCAUGUCUAUGGUCUACUUCAUCUUCAUCAACAAAGCCAUGUCAUCCUCAGUCCGCACAACCUUCGUCGCCAACACUGCAGAAUAUGUGAAUACAGGAAGACCGCAUGCAAACAAGAGCUACACACUGUUGGAGGCUUUUCUGGCGUAUUGGAACUCGCAUUACCGACCUGCCUUGCGCAUCAUCUACUGCAUCGUGCUUUAUCGCUCAAUGAACGCGGAUGGUGCUCUGCCACUGAUCCUUGUGUCCUUUACCGCCUUCGUGUGGAUCCUGGCCCCGAUCCUGUUCCAACCGCCGACGAAAACCGUUCUGGAGCAGACCCGCGAACUGGUCGGCUUCGUGGCAAAGGUCCCGGCAACUCGCGAGCGUUUGACCUCCGGGAAGCCAAGCUCUCUCUACGAGGCCGGCUUCGAGCAGGAGCUGAAGCAGGCCAACCGAGGCCUCGUCCUGCCGCUCCUCUCUGGCUUUUUGCUUUGCGCUCUCUACCUCUUCAUGACCUCCUCGGACAUCCUGGACCAGAUGUGGGCACCGCUUUGUGGGAUGUUUAUUCUCUUCCUCUUCCGAUCGGUGCUGGCCUUCUCCGGCAUCAAGUCCGCAGGCAUGAUGAUGCUGGCCAUCCCUUGCUUGUCCCUGUUCGUGAUCUUCUUCUCGACCUACAUCGUGGAGAACAGGGACUUCGGCUCGCUGCUGGUGGCGACGCUGAUUUUGAUCCAGUUCCUGACGACCGUGAAGCUCUUGGUCUGGUCCUUCUUCGCGCUGGUCCUACCGAGAGGGAGCCCCUUAGGCUAUGAGCAGGUGGUUCGCUUCACCUUCGACUUCUUGUGCAUCUACGAGCUCCAGUUCUUUGGAGCACCUUGUCUCGUUGAAGAUGGGCUGACAGCAUUAGCUCAGGCCCAAAAGGAGAACUCGAUGUCGCCACUUUACUCAUCUGAGCAGAGCAGACUUUGGCAGAAGAGGUCCACAACCUGA
This is a messenger RNA of Symbiodinium sp. CCMP2592, 7287 nucleotides long. The record is from the annotation of a GenBank genome assembly. NCBI's taxonomy places the organism in Eukaryota, Dinophyceae, Suessiales, Symbiodiniaceae.